This is a messenger RNA of Dinoponera quadriceps, 267 nucleotides long. RefSeq names its product odorant receptor 49b-like. Gene Ontology annotation, biological process: detection of chemical stimulus involved in sensory perception of smell; sensory perception of smell. NCBI's taxonomy places the organism in Eukaryota, Metazoa, Arthropoda, Insecta, Hymenoptera, Formicidae. The coding region runs from base 1 to 267 and encodes 88 amino acids. Gene Ontology annotation, cellular component: plasma membrane. The record is from RefSeq and is a predicted model, not a curated record. The transcript has 4 exons. Gene Ontology annotation, molecular function: olfactory receptor activity; odorant binding.
AUGUGUUUAUAUUGUGUCGUUGGUGAAAUUCUCGUAGCACAAUCUGAAAAUAUACACCGAGCGACUUAUGAAUAUGCGUGGUAUACUAUAGAUCCAAAGGGAGCGAAGAACUUAUUGUUAAUUAUGCUUCGUUCAAAUAAACCACUGUAUAUUACGGCUGGAAAAACAUUUCCCAUUACGAUGGCGACCUUAUGCAAUUUGCUGAAAACAUCAGCAGGUUACAUAUCUGUCUUACUUGCGAAUCAAGACAAAGUUAUUAAUUCAUAG